Euleptes europaea (tarantolino) is the source of this 911-nucleotide messenger RNA. RefSeq names its product proteasome assembly chaperone 2 (gene PSMG2). Bases 26 to 820 code for a protein of 264 amino acids. Gene Ontology annotation, biological process: proteasome assembly. The record is from RefSeq and is a predicted model, not a curated record. Gene Ontology annotation, cellular component: cytosol; nucleus. The transcript is spliced from 7 exons. NCBI's taxonomy places the organism in Eukaryota, Metazoa, Chordata, Lepidosauria, Squamata, Sphaerodactylidae.
UCCUCGCCUGUCCAUCGUCGCCGGGAUGUUCGUUUCCUGCGAUGGCUCCGCGCGCCCUGAAUUCAAAGGCUGCACGCUCCUGACGCCAGCUGUAUCAGUGGGGAAUGUUGGCCAGCUGGCUGCUGAUUUAGUCAUUUCCACACUUGGGAUGACCAAAGUUGGUUACUUUUAUACUGAUUGCCUUGUGCCAAUGGUUGGAAAUAAUCCAUAUUGGACAUCGGAAGAGAAUGCAACAGAACUGUGUACAAAUGCUGAGGUGUAUGCAAUGCCUUCUAAAGAGCUAGUGGUUCUACAGAUCAGAUCACCAUUCAUAAAGAAUAAAUAUAGGCACUUCUGUCGUGUGUUUCUGUCCUGGGUGAAAAGCUACGGCUUUACCAAAGUUGUUCUUUUGUCCAGCAGUCAUGCUUACCAGCGAAAUGAUCAUCAACUUCACACUACCUCACUGCGGUACUUGCUUUCGCCUGCUGUUCAGAAAACAGUUCGAGAUCUCAUGCAAAAAUUGAACUGGAGAGAACUGGAGAAAGUGGCAGCUUUCCCUGAAGUAAAUGAUGAUGAGAAAGUGCUCCACAUUCCGGGAGGCGGCAUCACAAAGCUGUUGUUUACUGAAAGUUGUUCAGAAGGAAUUCAAAUGGUGGUUUUGCUGAAAUUUUGCUCAGAGGGAGACAACAUCCCAGAUGCACUGGUUCUUGCUGACUAUCUUAAUGAAUGGCUUCAAGUAACAAACCAACAGAGUGGAAGUUCUGCUAAAUCUUCCAAAUGGAAAACACCAAGUUCCUGGAAACUCCUCUUUGGCAGCGGCCUCCCACCUGCGUUGUUUUAGAUUCAUUUAUUUAUAGCCAACUUGUACAAAAAUUUGAAGUUUUCUGUUUUGAUUUUGAUAUAAGCAGCAAUUGCCACUGUGUAACCUUGUA